Durusdinium trenchii is the source of this 762-nucleotide messenger RNA. Lineage: Eukaryota; Dinophyceae; Suessiales; Symbiodiniaceae. The record is from the annotation of a GenBank genome assembly.
AUGGAUCCAGUGUCCUUUCGGCCAUGGAUUGCAUUUCCCUUGCUAGUAGCGGCGUGCUGCUGUGCAAAUGCCGAGCGGCAGUUUCAAGGCCUUUACACCAUCGUCAACGUCGCAACUGAACGCAAACUGGUGGCUGAUGCACAAGGCUUUUACACGGCUGCCUUUGAUUCAAUUCCAAAGACGCAAAUCUGGAGCAUAACUGCGGGUGAGAAUGCCACACACACAAUUCAGAAUGCAGCUUCUGGGGUCAGGAUCUAUGCACAGGUAGGCCAAGAACGACAGAGGGGAUUCUUUGUGAUCAAUUCAGAUACUCCGGUCUUCCGAGAUCAAAGGUGGGAGCUUCAGUGGCAGAAAGCUGGAGGAGGAUACAUCAUCAAGAACCUAAAGUCUCAACGUGCAAUCUCAGAUGGACCAGACGGGCUCAUGGCGACAGUGGAUUUGCAGCCAGGUUCUUUUUGGUGGAUCAUCUCUCAACAGCGGGAUGAAAUAGGCAUGGAAUUGGCCAAACUGGAACAGAGUGACGUGGUUCAGCAGUUCCAAUGUCAGGACUACCAACCUGGUCGUGCAGAGGAAGCCUCCAAAAGGUUUGGCAUUGCAGAUGGCUUGGAGGUGGUGGAAACAGAUCACAAGUUCCUUGCUUGCUCCAAGCAAGAUGAGACAACAGCUUUCUCAGUUUUCUCAUUUUUGGUGGAUUUUGCUGAUCCAAAUUGCAAAAGGAUGGACCCGGCAUGGUUUUCCAGCUCCACUCCACAUUUCCGUUAG